Perognathus longimembris pacificus (Pacific pocket mouse) is the source of this 1444-nucleotide messenger RNA. RefSeq names its product Spi-1 proto-oncogene (gene Spi1). The transcript is spliced from 5 exons. Gene Ontology annotation, molecular function: DNA-binding transcription factor activity, RNA polymerase II-specific; sequence-specific DNA binding. The record is from RefSeq and is a predicted model, not a curated record. Gene Ontology annotation, cellular component: nucleus. Gene Ontology annotation, biological process: regulation of transcription by RNA polymerase II; cell differentiation. The coding region runs from base 236 to 1048 and encodes 270 amino acids. Lineage: Eukaryota; Metazoa; Chordata; Mammalia; Rodentia; Heteromyidae.
AGGGGACUAUCUCCUAGUGGCAGGCCCUUCGAUAAAAUCAGGAACUUGCGCUGGCCCUGCAAUGUCAAGGGAGGGGGCUCACCCAGGGCGCCUGGAGCUCAGGGGGCAGGCCUGAGCCCUGCGUCCACCCCACCACCUUCCAGCCCCUCAACGGGGUACCCCUGGCUCCAUCCUGAGGGGCUCCGAACUGGCUCCCACCGAGGCAGGGGAUCUGACUGGCUUGGAGUUCGGCUGGAUGUUACAGGCGUGCAAAAUGGAAGGGUUUCCCCUCGUCCCCCCUCCGUCGGAAGACCUGGUUCCCUAUGACACGGACCUGUACCAACGCCCGGCUCACGAGUACUACCCCUAUCUCAGCAGCGAUGGAGAAAGCCACAGUGACCAUUACUGGGACUUCCACCCACACCACGUGCACAAUGAGUUCGAGAGCUUCCCUGAGAACCACUUCACAGAGCUGCAGAGCGUGCAGCCCCCGCAGCUGCAGCAGCUCUACCGCCACAUGGAGCUGGAGCAGAUGCACGUCCUCGACACGCCCAUGGUGCCACCCCACACCAGCCUCGGCCACCAGGUCUCCUACCUGCCCCGGAUGUGCCUCCCUUACCAAUCCCUGUCCCCAGCUCAGCCCAGCUCAGAUGAGGAGGAGGGUGAGCGGCAGAGCCCCCCACUGGAGGUGUCCGACGGGGAGGCUGAUGGCCUGGAGCCUGGGCCAGGCCUCUUGCACGGGGAGACAGGCAGCAAGAAGAAGAUCCGCCUGUACCAGUUCCUGCUGGACCUGCUGCGCAGCGGCGACAUGAAGGACAGCAUCUGGUGGGUGGACAAGGACAAGGGCACCUUCCAGUUCUCGUCCAAGCACAAGGAGGCGCUGGCGCACCGCUGGGGCAUCCAGAAGGGCAACCGCAAGAAGAUGACCUACCAGAAGAUGGCGCGCGCGCUGCGCAACUACGGCAAGACGGGCGAGGUGAAGAAGGUGAAGAAGAAGCUCACCUACCAGUUCAGCGGGGAGGUGCUGGGCCGCGGGGGCCUGGCCGAGCGCCGCCACCCGGUGCACUGAGCCCCGCGCCCGGCCGCCCCGCCCCGCGCGCCCGGGACCCCGCCGCCUCCGCCGGCCACAGCAUUAACCCCUCGCCCGGCCGGACACAGGGGCCAGGGCGUUCCCGAGGGCGCAGGCAGGACUGCGGGGGGUGGGGGGAGCCCGGUCCCGCCCCGCCGCACCCCUCCUUCCAACACCCCCCCUCCCGGUCCCCCUCCCUCUGGACUCAGCCUGGGCGUCGGGAGGCGGGGGGGGGGGGCGUCGGACCCUCCCCAGGGUCAGCCUCCCAUAGUGACCACAGGUGCUGCCUCGGGAGUCUGAGGUUGUCCCACCAGUGUAAAUUGGACCCACCCCUUAGCACCGCCCUCCCCACCCCCCUCACCCACCGGCCUUCCCCGGAUCAGAGUAAAAUUAUUC